UCGAAUGCACCUCCCUCCCUCGCUCCCUCCCUCGUCCCGUUGCUCCCGAAACGUGCACUCUGUUCGCCGAUUCUGUAUUCGCGAAGGUUCCGGUUGCUCUCAAUCCCUAGAUUUCAAUCCGCGACGAUGCCCAUGCACUUGAGGCUUCCGGUCUUUCUUUUGGCCUCGCUGAUUUUCUUCGCCGUAGAAGCAAAGAAACUCGAUCCCUACAAGGUUCUUGGGAUUGAGAAAAAUGCAAGUCAGCGUGAAAUUCAGAAAGCUUUUCACAAGCUUUCUCUUCAAUAUCAUCCCGACAAAAACAAAAACAAAGGUGCUCAAGAGAAAUUUGCUGAUAUUAAUAAUGCGUAUGAAAUAUUAUCUGAUGAAGAGAAGAGAAAGAAUUAUGAUCUCUACGGGGAUGAGAAGGGCAAUCCUGGAUUUGAAGCUGGCAGCCCUGGGGACCGUGGAGGAUAUACCUUCUUCACAAGUGGUGGACAAGGCAACAGUGGGUUUCAGUUCAGACCGGAUGACUGGCAAAGUAUGGGUGGUCAUGGACAAUCUGGGGCAUUCUCAUUUUCGUUUGGCAACCCCAGCGGCAAGAGUUCAUUUGGUUUUGGCCUGAAUGAUGUUUUUUCUAAUUUUUUUGGGGGCAAUCCAAAUGCUGGUGGUCACUUUGGUGGUUUUGAUAGUUCAACAAAGUCUAAGCCUGGGUCUAUGGGUUCUAAGAGCAUCCAGGCUGUAAAUUCACAGGUGUUUAAGAAAGAAAUAACUGACCAAGGUAUCACUUGGCUUCUGUUCUCUUACACACCUACAUUGAAGGGGAAUCAAUAUUAUGAAUCUAUUGUAGAGGAGGUAGCCAGCUCAUUACAAGGAGCUUUAAAGGUAGGAAGCAUAAAUUGUGAAAAGGAGCAGUCUUUCUGUAAGGACCUUGGCGUGUAUCCCCGUAGAGCACCAAGGAUAUUUCUCUAUUCAUAUAAAACAAGUGACAGUGGUUCUUUGAUAGAGUAUAAUGGUGACUUGGUUGCAAAAGGUUUGAAGAUCUUUUGUCAAGAUCACUUGCCGAAGUUUUCAAAGCGUGUAGAUUUGGAUAAUUUUGACUUCUCUCAUACUGUGGAUGGGCUGCCUAGGGUGAUGCUUCUCUCUAUGAAGAAAGAUACACCUGUGAUUUGGCGAGCUCUAAGUGGCUUGUUUUACAAACGCUUCGUCUUCUAUGAUGCAAGGGUUCGUGAUGUUUCUGAUCCGAUGGUGAAAAAUUUAGGAGUAGAUGCACUUCCAGCUGUUGUUGGAUGGCUACCAAAUGGGGAGAAGAAAGUCUUAAAAGCAGGGAUUUCUGUGAAAGAUUUGAAAUCUGCCAUUCAUGAUCUUAGCGUCUUGCUUGAUGGUUUUGAAAGAAAGUGCAAGAAAGUUGCUUCAAAUCAGGCUAAAAAUCCUGAGACUGAGUCGGUUGAUAAAAAGAUACCUCUCCUCACAGGUUCAAAUUUUGAUGCCCUAUGCAGGGAGAGGACUCCUGUUUGCAUUAUUGGUGUAUUCAGAUCGCCAAGAGCAAGGGAGAAGCUGGAAUCCAUUUUAUUAAUGGUCUCGCAGAAAUCAUUGACUAGGCGACAGAACACAGCCUCUAGCUCAAGAGAUUCUAUUUCGUAUGCUCUUCUGGAUGCUACCAAACAGCCAGCAUUCCUAAAUGCAUUUGACAAAUCUGGAUUUAAAUCGCUGGAUAAGUUCUUGGUGGCUUACAAACCUCGGAAGGGGAAGUUUGCAGCAUUUGUGAGUGAAACGACUGCAGAGGAAGUAGAGAAGUUUAUCAGCUCAAUCCUUAAUGGGGAUGUACAAUUCAGCAAAACACGACAGAAGCCCAUGCUUAAGUGAGUGAGCAAAUGGUGGCAAUGUGGAACUGCACAGUUUCUAAAUUCAAUGUACAUGUAGGUGCGUCAACAAUUUUGUGAUUGAUCAUAUUUAGAGUUACGGCACAUGGAAGGUUGAACUUGGUGUGAUAGCAAGUGCUCGUCUUUCAUUGUACACGAUAGCAUUGGCCUCCCCGGAAUUGGGGAUGAGGCUGGUCACUGAGCCGACUUAAAACUCAAGAGCACAGCGGCUAUGCUGGGUUGCUGUAACUUCUACAUUUUCAUCAGUUAAAUGUACAAGUAGAGGGCAGUUUUUACCAUUUUAGUUUUGCCACUUACUUGGAUGUGUACAGAUGGGUUGAGUCAGAGAAGUUUGUGUGGUUGAGAUUGCUGUUUAUUUUAUCCUCAUGAGUGCACAAACACUGUAAUCCAUUUGAAUGUAUGAUCCGUACCAUCGUCUCCUGUAUUGUAUACCCCCCACCCCGUUUUUUUUAAUUUAAUAAUAAUAAAAGUAAUAAAAUAUUUUUGCUCU
Messenger RNA from Malania oleifera, 2349 nucleotides. Its product is annotated as dnaJ protein ERDJ3A. The record is from RefSeq and is a predicted model, not a curated record. NCBI's taxonomy places the organism in Eukaryota, Viridiplantae, Streptophyta, Magnoliopsida, Santalales, Ximeniaceae. The transcript has 7 exons. Bases 127 to 1842 code for a protein of 571 amino acids.